Arabidopsis lyrata subsp. lyrata is the source of this 2587-nucleotide messenger RNA. RefSeq names its product ankyrin-1. Bases 310 to 2310 code for a protein of 666 amino acids. Gene Ontology annotation, molecular function: protein binding. NCBI's taxonomy places the organism in Eukaryota, Viridiplantae, Streptophyta, Magnoliopsida, Brassicales, Brassicaceae. The record is from RefSeq and is a predicted model, not a curated record. The transcript has 3 exons.
AAAAUUAUUCCUUGAAAUUUGGUAUUUAAUUCGUGUAAUGAAGUCACCAGAUUUUCCAAGUUCGGUUACAUAUACUAACUUGGGGAGUUUUGUUUAGUCUGAUUAAAUAGACACAAGUGCCUCUGCUAAUUUAUUUAGUUUCCACAGAUAUUCUUCUUCUUCAUUUUCUCCGGUGACCCUUUUUCUUGUUCCCUCUGUAGUAUUAUUAUAGAGGAGGAGGGAGGGCUUGUUCCUUGAUCACCAAGAAAUCGCUUUGUCCCCUAUCUUUUCUUCUGCAACUCUUUUUCAGUUUUCCACAACACAAUUUCUAUGCCUCCGACCUACUUUCCUCUCCGUUGGGAGAGCACCGGCGAUCAGUGGUGGUACGCUACUCCCAUUGAUUAUGCUGCUGCCAACAGCCAGUACGAUUUAGUCCGUGAACUUCUCCGAAUCGACUCCAAUAACCUCAUGAAACUCACUUCCCUCCGCAGAAUUCGCCGCCUCGAGACUGUCUGGGACGAUGAAUCCCAGUUCCACGACGUCGCCGCCUGCAGAUCACGCGUCGCCAGAAAACUUCUCGCCGCCUGCGACGAAGGCGGCUCGCCGGGAUCCAGGAGGAACACCCUUAUCCGGUCUGGCUACGGUGGCUGGCUGAUGUACACGGCAGCCUCCGCCGGCGAUCUAGCGUUUGUUCACGAUCUCCUGGAGAGAUAUCCUCUGCUCGUGUUCGGCGAAGGAGAGUACGGCGUCACUGAUAUACUCUACGCAGCUGCGAGGAGCAGAAACGACGACGUUUUCCGUGUCAUUUAUGAUUUUGCGGUUAGUCCGAGGUUCGGAACCGGUGGCAUCGAGCAGCAAACCGGAGAGAUUCCGGCGGCUUACAAAUGGGAGAUGAAGAACAGAGCGGUGCACUCUGCUUCUAGAGGAGGCAAUAUGAUCCUUCUCAAAGAACUUCUCUCUGAUUGCUCUGUUGAACAUGUCUUGGCCUUCCGAGACAAACAGGGCUCCACAAUCCUCCACGCAGCCGCCGGAAAAGGAAAAACUCAGGUGGUUAGAGAGCUUGUGGCUUCAUACGGUUUAGUCGACGCUGUGGACAACCAAGGGAACACGGCUUUGCACGUGGCAGCUUACCGUGGCCACGCUGAUCUUGUGGACGUUCUGAUCUCGGCUUCUCCAUCUUUGAUCUCCGCCAGAAACAACGCCGGAGACACUUUCCUUCACGCUGGAAUCUCCGGUUUCCAGACUCCGGCGUUCGAGAGGCUUGACAAGCACACUGAGCUCAUGAAUCGGCUGAUCACUUCCGCUGCCUCGAGGUCCCAAGGCGAUUUUGUGAAUUAUAGGAACAACGAGGGACGCACGGCUCUUCACUUGGCCAUCUCAGGGAAUGUUCCUCUGGAGUUCGUUGAGAUGCUUAUGUCUGUGAAAUCGAUUGAUAUUAACAUACGCGACAACGCUGGUAUGACUCCGCUUGAUCUGAUCAGGCAGAAGCCACUGUCUCCAACGUCUGAUCUCCUAUUCCGACGGCUGGUAUCAGCCGGAGGGAUGUUCAGUUGUCGUGAUCAAAGCAUCACAAGUGUGGUCGCGUCUCACUUGAAGGACAGAGGAAACUUUUACAGCCCAGGAGCUCGUUUCAAGACAUCGGACGCUGAGAUGUUCCUAAGCACCAGACUUGGAGUUGCGCCUGACAAGACUGCUGUUUUGAUCCCUAGACACGUGAGAUCCAGCUCCUGUUCCAUUGAGAUUGGUCAUCUAAACGUGAUGGAUGAGAAUCAUCAUCUCAGGAAAUGUAGAAACGCUUCUGUUAACUCUACAACAGAGAGAUUGAAGAGCGUUUUCCACUGGCCGCGAGUCAAGAAACAACCUGGCCAUUCCAAGAACAAUUCUGAGAUUAGCAUCAUUUCGACAACACUUGAGACGCAAGAAACUCCUGUCCCUCUCCGUCAGAGAUUCUCAAAAAGCAGCACUUCGUCCCUUGAUCUGCCUAAUAACAAUAAAAGAACGUUAGCGGUAAGAAGCAACCAGUCUAGUCCAAGAGCCAAGAAGAAACGGUUUGGGUCGGUGCGGUCACGUUCGAGCUCAUUCUCGAAAAUAUCCAUCCACUCUUCUUCCACUUCUUCGACUUCGAGCAUGGUUGAUCUUAAACAGAAGGGAGUGUUGAUGGAUACGAGCAUAGCCGGACCGUCUGGCUUGAACCAGCCAGCGGUUACAGAGCCAGUGAAAAGUAAGUUAACAGAGAAGCAGGGUUCGGUAAGGAGGAGAUUGAAGAGCCAUUACUUCUGCUUUGGUGCUUCAGCUUUGUCAGUGAAGACGCCGGCUACGGUCUUGGUAUAAACUCGGUUAUUGGGUGUACAACAAAAACCGGAUUGAGAAGUGAGAGAACCGAAAGAAAUAGUAUAAGGUUCGGUUCGGUUUCAUCUUCUAAUGUACUAAGUAGUUAAAAUUGGACAGUGUCCUAAAUAAUAUGAUUAAGGUCUCUUUUGAAAUAAUGGAAUCUGAAUCUUAAUAAAGGAUAAUCCGGAUUGCUGAAGAGCUCUAAGAAUGUCUUUGUUGUUAAUCAUCUCUGAAUCAGAUUCCUUCGGAUUCAUUUUAAUAUUAUUGGACUUGUUGC